AUGGGUGCCCUGGCCCUGCAGCUGUGCGCUGUCUCCUGCCUGGUGGUUCACUGGGUUUCUGGCAGCCCCAUCUUGAGCUUGGAGCAGUCGCCUCUGGAAGAAGACAUGCCCCUCUUUGAUGAUGUCUUCUCAGAGCAAGACGGUGUCGACUUUAACACACUGCUACAGAGCAUGAAACACGAGUUCCUCAAGACGUUAAAUCUGUCUGACAUCCCGAUGCAGGAUUCAGCCAAGAUUGACCCACCAGAGUACAUGUUGGAACUCUACAACAAAUUUGCCACAGAUCGGACCUCCAUGCCUUCUGCCAACAUCAUUAGGAGUUUCAAGAAUGAAGAUCUGUUUUCCCAACCAGCUAGUUUUAAUGGGCUCCGAAAAUACCCUCUCUUCUUCAAUGUGUCCAUCCCGCACCAUGAAGAGGUCAUCAUGGCCGAACUCAGGUUGUACACCCUGGUGCAAAGAGAUCGCAUGAUAUAUGAUGGUGUGGACCGGAAAAUUACCAUUUUUGAAGUACUAGAGAGCAAAGGGGAAAAUGAGGGCGAACGAAGCAUGCUGGUCUUGGUGUCAGGGGAGAUCUAUGGAACCAACAGUGAGUGGGAGACUUUUGACGUCACCGAUGCCAUCAGACGCUGGCAAAAGUCAGGCUCAUCCCUCCACCAGCUGGAGGUCCACAUCGAGAGCAGGCAUGAUGAAAUGGAGGAUGCCGGCAGGGGACAACUGGAAAUAGACACCAGUGCCCGGAAUAAGCACGUCCCUUUGCUUGUCGUGUUUUCCGACGAUCAGAGCAGCGAGAAGGAACGGAAGGAGGAACUGAGUGAAAUGAUCGCCCACGAGCAACUCCCGGAGCUGGACCACCUGGGCCUGGAUGGCUAUUCCAGCGGACCCGGGGAAGAGGCUCUGCUGCAGAUGAGGUCCAACAUCAUCUACGACUCCACUGCCCGCAUCAGGAGGAACGCUAAGGGAAACUACUGCAAGAGGACCCCGCUCUACAUCGACUUCAAGGAGAUUGGCUGGGACUCUUGGAUCAUCGCCCCGCCUGGAUACGAAGCCUACGAAUGCCGUGGUGUUUGCAACUACCCCCUGGCAGAGCAUCUCACCCCCACAAAGCACGCGAUUAUCCAGGCCUUGGUCCACCUCAAGAAUUCCCAGAAGGCUUCCAAAGCCUGCUGUGUGCCCACCAAGCUGGAGCCCAUCUCCAUCCUCUAUCUAGACAAAGGCGUCGUCACUUACAAGUUUAAGUAUGAAGGCAUGGCCGUCUCUGAGUGUGGCUGUAGAUAG
Camelus dromedarius (Arabian camel) is the source of this 1275-nucleotide messenger RNA. It is a transcript of the gene BMP10, whose product is annotated as bone morphogenetic protein 10. The coding region runs from base 1 to 1275 and encodes 424 amino acids. The record is from RefSeq and is a predicted model, not a curated record. The transcript is spliced from 2 exons. Gene Ontology annotation, biological process: BMP signaling pathway. Gene Ontology annotation, molecular function: growth factor activity; cytokine activity. Gene Ontology annotation, cellular component: extracellular region. Lineage: Eukaryota; Metazoa; Chordata; Mammalia; Artiodactyla; Camelidae.